Molecule: messenger RNA, 1949 nt
Organism: Rattus rattus (black rat)
Lineage: Eukaryota; Metazoa; Chordata; Mammalia; Rodentia; Muridae
Gene: Tbc1d10a
Product: TBC1 domain family member 10A
Exons: 9
Coding region: 79-1596 (505 amino acids)
Source: RefSeq, a predicted model, not a curated record
CGUCGGCAGCGUCGGCGGAGGCCGGGAGGCUUAGGCGGCUGAGGUGGCCGCUGGCGCUCUGGUCCGGGCGCGGCCGAUAUGGCGAAAAGCAGCAAAGAGAAUGGGCCGCGCGCGCCCGCAUCGGGCGGGAGCCUGUCCGGGACCCGAGAGAGCCUGGCCCAGGGCCCCGACGCCGCCACUGCCGAUGAGCUGAGCUCCCUGGGCUCCGACUCGGAGGCCAACGGCUUCGCCGAGCGCCGCAUCGACAAGUUUGGCUUCAUCGUGGGUUCGCAGGGCGCUGAGGGCGCGCUGGAGGAAGUUCCCCUGGAGGUGCUGAGGCAGAGGGAGUCCAAGUGGCUGGACAUGCUCAACAACUGGGACAAAUGGAUGGCCAAGAAGCACAAAAAGAUUCGUCUUCGAUGCCAGAAGGGCAUCCCACCUUCUCUGCGGGGACGAGCUUGGCAGUACCUGUCAGGAGGCAAGGUGAAACUUCAGCAGAAUCCUGGAAAAUUUGAUGAGCUGGACAUGUCUCCUGGGGACCCCAAGUGGUUGGAUGUGAUUGAGCGUGACCUGCACCGGCAGUUCCCUUUCCAUGAGAUGUUCGUGUCCCGGGGAGGCCACGGCCAGCAGGACCUGUUCCGUGUACUGAAGGCCUACACGCUGUACCGCCCUGAGGAGGGCUACUGCCAGGCCCAGGCGCCCAUUGCUGCGGUGCUGCUCAUGCACAUGCCUGCUGAGCAAGCCUUCUGGUGUCUGGUCCAAGUCUGUGAGAAGUACCUGCCUGGCUACUACAGUGAGAAACUGGAGGCAAUCCAGCUGGAUGGCGAGAUCCUCUUCUCACUGCUACAGAAGGUGUCCCCUGUGGCUCACAAGCACCUUAGCCGCCAGAAGAUUGACCCCCUGCUGUACAUGACGGAGUGGUUCAUGUGUGCUUUUGCCCGCACGCUCCCCUGGAGCUCUGUGCUGCGAGUUUGGGACAUGUUCUUCUGUGAAGGAGUCAAGAUCAUCUUCCGCGUGGGGCUGGUACUGCUGAAGCAUGCCCUAGGCUCCCCAGAGAAGCUCCGAGCCUGCCAGGGCCAGUAUGAAACCAUCGAGCAGCUGCGGAGCCUCAGCCCCAAGAUCAUGCAGGAAGCCUUCCUGGUUCAGGAGGUGAUAGAGUUGCCUGUGACGGAGCGCCAGAUUGAGCGGGAGCACCUCAUCCAGCUGCGGCGCUGGCAAGAGACCCGCGGUGAGCUGGAGUGUCGCUCUCCACCCAGGAUGCAUGGUGCCAAGGCCAUCCUGGAUGCAGAGCCCGGUCCCCGACCUGCCCUGCAACCUUCACCAUCCAUCCGCCUGCCCCCAGAUGCAGCCCUCCCCAGCUCCAAGACUAAGCCACACAAGCAGGCCCAGAAGGAGCAGAAGCGGACAAAGACCAGUGGGCAACCGGACAAGUCCCCAGGCCUCAAUCAAGCCACAGUGGUGACUGCUUCAGGAGAUGCAUGUCCUCCUCAGGAUGCGCCCCCAAAGGAUCCAGUCUCCCAGGACCCGGCUCCCCAGGACUCUACUUCUCAGAACUUAGCCUACCACCAUUCCCAAGAGAGCCUGACCUCCCAGGAGAGUGAGGACACCUACUUGUAACCCCAGGAGCUCAAGCCUCUGGGCGGGGUCUUCUCUUGUCUUACACGGUUCAAAGACUGACAACACUCCAGGUCCUCUGCACCUGAGGAACCAACUGCUUGGCCAUUGGGCUGGGAUAGAAUCUGGCUGGUCCAGUACAGGUUCUACCUGAGCCUCCUUAUUUAUUUUCUCUUGAGUUGAGCUGGUCCAGCCAGCAUAGGCAGAAGCUAUGGCCGAAGGGGUUGGGUCUCAGCCCCAUCCUUCUGGGGGAUGUUCCCCAAGGAUUGGGUGCUGACAUGCGGGGAAGCGGUGGGGUACUCUUUGUAAAAUAGAAAAUAUGGUUUUGUACGGAAAUAAACAGGCUUGUAUAUAGA